AUUUUGACCACCUCAAUUAUCAUAAAAUACCAACCAAUUGUACUUAAAAAUGUCCCUCUGAGUUAAGACCUACCCUAUUCACGGACAUUGCACAACUUCAAAUUAGAUUACCUCAAAACUAAGUUAUAGGUUUGGUCGAUAAUUAUUUUAGGCCUUUGCAUGCAUAUCCACAUAACCCAACAUUCUCCGCGUAUUGGUCACCUUCACCCCUAGUCCCACCAACCCUCCCUUCCUGACUCUAUAUAAAUUGAACCAUUUGCCUCUUUUGCUUCACUCAAAACUCUUCCUUCACUUAAUAGUCACUGUAGCGUACAACUAUACAAGCAGUCAACAUCUUCAAGUGCAAAAUAAUCAGCAUGGGUUUUACGAGAUUGGUUCUUUGUUCAUUGCUCGUUUGUUUGGUUCUUCUUCAGAGCCACGGACGUGAAGCUCAAGCUAAUCAAAUGGAGGGAAACGCUGUUUCCGUGAAUGGUUACACCGAUAAAAAAUUGGAUUGUGGAGUGGCUUGUGCAGCGAGGUGCCAAUUAUCAUCACGACCAAGGCUGUGCAAAAGGGCAUGUGGAACUUGUUGUGCAAGGUGCAAAUGUGUUCCACCUGGUACUUCCGGCAACUACGAUGUUUGUCCUUGUUACGCCAGUCUCACCACUCAUCGCAACCGUCGCAAAUGCCCUUGAGAAACUGAAUAAUCAUACCUCUUUAUUAUUCAUACCUUCGCUACUUUUUUUUUUUUUUUCCCUUUAUAAUGAUAUUUCGGAUUUUGGUGUGCAUAUGAAUCAGCUUUAAUGCAAAUAAGGCGGGACACUAGCGGCCCCACUCGGAAUCACUUUGUAAUUAUUAUUGUAUUUGCUGUAAUUUUUACUUUCAAAUAAGCAACUUUUGGGGGCUCUCCUCAUGAAAGCAAUGUAAUUUUUAUUCAUUAUUAAUGAAUAAUGAUGUUGUUUGUACAUUGCACAUCGUUGAUGUACGUUUCCUACUUUGUUAGGAUUUGCAAUAUAUCUUUUGAUAUAGUAAAAUGUUGGAUUCCAUUUGAGCUCAUAAAUUCGUUAUUAUAUGCUAC
Messenger RNA from Oldenlandia corymbosa var. corymbosa, 1057 nucleotides. The record is from the annotation of a GenBank genome assembly. Lineage: Eukaryota; Viridiplantae; Streptophyta; Magnoliopsida; Gentianales; Rubiaceae.